This is a messenger RNA of Colletotrichum orchidophilum, 648 nucleotides long. Its product is annotated as nitrogen starvation-induced glutamine rich protein. The record is from RefSeq and is a predicted model, not a curated record. The coding region runs from base 1 to 648 and encodes 215 amino acids. NCBI's taxonomy places the organism in Eukaryota, Fungi, Ascomycota, Sordariomycetes, Glomerellales, Glomerellaceae. The transcript has 3 exons.
AUGUCUGCGAACGAUUACUACGGAGGCGGCGGCAACAACCAGAAUCAAGGAUACGGCCAGCAGGGGUACAACCAGGGCGGCGGCUACGCACCUCAGCAGCCCACCUAUGCACAGGGCCAGCAGCAGCACCAUGGCGGCGGCGGCGGCGGCGGCGGAUACCCCCAGCAGUCGCAUUCCCCGUACCAGCAGGGCGGUGGCUACAAUGCCCCUCCUCAGCACGGAUACGGCGGACCCCAACAACCAACGUACGCCCAGGGCAACCAGCACCAGCAAAGUUACGGCCAUGACAACUACGGCCGCGACAACCGAGGCAGCUCUCCCUACAACCAGCAACCGCAAUAUGGCGCACCUCAACACGGUGGACAACCCCAAUACGGGGGCCAGCCGCAGUAUGGCGCCGGGCCCGGCGGUCCCGAUCAGGAUAAGGGUCUCGGUGCAACAUUAGUAGGUGGCGGAGCUGCCGGAUGGGCAGCGCACAAGGCCGGCGGCGGUCUUCUCGGAACUCUCGGCGGCGCAAUUGCCGGUGCCGUCGGUGCGAAUAUGUUGGAGAACAAGUUUGAAAAGAAGCACAAGAAGGACAAGAAGCAUAAGAAGGAUAAGCACCGCAAGCGCAGCGGUAGCUGCAGCUCCAGCUCCAGCAGCGACUAA